CGGCCGCCUUCUCUCCAUGCCACUAUGCCGGACUCGGAUCUCAAGAUCAAGGAUGUGCGCACCAACUCAGCUGAUGGAAUCGAGGCUGCGCGCUCGGCAUCUUUGAACGAGGCGCUGUCCGCGAAAGACCUCUCGCUCUACGAGAAAAAGUGCGUGCUCGUUAACAGAGAAAUCGAUAACAUGGGAAUGGGCAGGUAUCAAUGGUUUGUGUGGUGUUUAUGCGGAUUCGGUUAUUUCUUGGACCUUUUAUGGGCACAGGCGUUUGGCCUGGUGUUAAGUCCUGUGCAGCAAGAAUUCGGAUUCAGAAAUGACCACAGCGGCAACAUCUCGACAUCCUUCUCUGCCGGAUUAACCGCUGGAGCCUUUGUCUGGGGCUUUGUAUCCGACAUUGUUGGGCGCCAAUGGGCUUUCAACCUCACAGUCCUCUUUUCGUCCAUCUUCGGUAUCUGCCUAGGAGCGCCAAAUACUUAUAGUCCGUUUUUGGUUCUUACCGCAUUUACUGGAUUUGGUAUUGGUGGUAACAUCCCCAUUGACACAACAAUCACCCUGGAAUUCAUUCCGCAGAACAAACGCUUCCUCCUGGCCUUACUCUCGAUCUUCCAACCAAUUGGUGUGGUGAUCUGCUCUGCCAUCGCCUACGGCUUUAUCCCAACUUACUCGUGCUCGCCCAACUUUUCGGAAGCCAACCCGCUCCCUUCAUGCCGCAAUGUACCAGCGGGUGAGGCGUGCUGUCGGAAGUCGGAUAAUAUGGGAUGGCGAUAUCUCAUGUUCACCCUCGGGGCAAUCACGCUGACAACCUUCCUUUGCCGAACGAUCAUUUUCAGGAUGAAGGAAUCGCCAAAGUACCUCGUAUACCGCGGGAAGGACGCCGAGGCUGUGGCAGUGCUGCAAUAUAUCGCCAAGGUAAACAAGCAAGAAUGCACACUGACCCUAGAGACGUUCGAAGCGCUGCAGAGAGAGCACGAAGCUCUGGGCCAGGCGUCCGGCGCCCCCGCGCUCGGCGGUGGCGCUUCCCAGGAAAAGUUGUCUAUGAGUGAGAAGCUGAAGUUAGAGAUUGGACGAUACAAACUUCUCUUCAACGGCUGGCAGAUGACACGCUUGACCGUCCUUGUCUGGCUGACUUACAUUAUGGAUUACUGGGGCUUCACUGUUGCUGGUUCCUUCCUGCCGCGCAUCAUCGCUCUGAAGAACGGCGCGCUUAACCUAUCUCUGAAAUUCACCUACCGCAGCUACGUCUACAUCUACCUCCCAGGGAUCGUCGGCGUGGUCCUAGGCGCCAUGCUGUACAACGUUCCACACGUUGGCCGCAAAUGGACCAUGGUGCUAUCAGCAGCAAUGAUGGGCGUGUCGAUAUUCGUCUUCAGCGCCGUCAACUCCGAAGCCUCCAACAUCGGCCUCAACGUCAUGGAGUACUUCUUCCAAUCCAUGUUCAAUGCCGUGCUCUACGGCUGGACGCCCGAGGCCUUCCCCGCGCCUAUCAGAGGCACCGCGUGCGGCGUGGCGAGUUUCUGGGGAAGGCUGUUUGGGAUCGUGAGCCCGCUGAUUGCGCAGAGCUUGUAUGCCAAUGCGGAAAACGGCAGCGGAAAUAUCAAUGCCGUGCUGUACCUAGCUGGCGGGGUUACGUUGGGAUGCGUGAUCUCGGUGGCGCUCUUGCCUAACAAGGCAAUGGGAAAGCAGAGUAUGUAGCUAUGGUGGAUGAGAAAGACAGGCGGAUAAAGUAAUGUAGAUAAAAUAAAUUGCUUCAUGG
Aplosporella prunicola CBS 121167 is the source of this 1747-nucleotide messenger RNA. RefSeq lists its product as uncharacterized. The record is from RefSeq and is a predicted model, not a curated record. The transcript has 4 exons. Gene Ontology annotation, biological process: transmembrane transport. Gene Ontology annotation, molecular function: transmembrane transporter activity. Gene Ontology annotation, cellular component: membrane. NCBI's taxonomy places the organism in Eukaryota, Fungi, Ascomycota, Dothideomycetes, Botryosphaeriales, Aplosporellaceae. Bases 25 to 1686 code for a protein of 553 amino acids.